CGAAACCCGAUGAUUUUGGACAGGCCGCCGUCAAUUGUGACGGUAAGCCGCACCCGACUAAUAAUUUUUUCACAACACACCUUCAAGUUCAAUCCAUCUAUUCUCAUCUCUAGUCAUCCACUCAUCCCUGGCUUCUCUGCUCAAACAUGGGUCCGCAACCUAUAUAUUGUGGGUCCAAGAUAGAGUGUUCUGCGGUUGCGAUUUGGGAUUCUCUCCUCCUGCAGCCGCCGCCUGCACGUCAUUUAAACUCUUGCUUGUCUCCCCCAUCGCAGGAUUCGCAGCGUUUAAAUAAAAGUCCCAUGACUCCCGUUAUAAAUUCCCUUCAAUUCAGUCGGCUGAUUCAACAUUUGACCUUAGCCCCCAUUUUGAAUCUACAUGAACUGGAUUUCGUCUUGAAGACGAGAGCAGAUUUCUCCAUUAUUCAUGCAAGUGGAAAGACCCUCAUCCUUGAAUUGAUCCUCAGAUUUACUUAGCUUUUUUUUUUGCCCUGAACGAGCUAUCCAACCCUUCUCUCAGUAGUGAGCCUUUCUGCAUUCAAAUAGACCAGACAAAUGGUUGUUUUGCCAUUGAAAUUUGCAAUAUAUUGAAUGGGCCCAUAAGCUCCAUUAGCAUGGGAAAAAUGAUGAUAGAACAUGGACAUGAUGAAGCCGAGGCUAGAAGAAGUGUUUCUUUUGCACGUACUAAAAGCAAUACCAGUUCUCGUUGCAUUCAGUAUUCUUUCCCCCAACAGCUGGAGAAUGACAGUGAAAGUGAAUCUGUAUCAGAAUCAGGAGAUAUUGGGGAUAGGGCACUUAGCAGCAAUAUGUCCAGUCGAAGUGGUAGGCUGUUAUUUUCUGUUGAAAAUACUGCCGAAAGUGGUUUGGUUGUGCCUAUUGAAGAGGAAGGUGCUUGGCCACAUGAUCCAACUGCUACAGAUAAUGUUUCUCCUGUUACAAAAUCUGGAGAUGGAAUGAAGAAUUGUGAAAGGGAGGUGCCACGGUGGUUGGAUUAUAUUUCAAGCCUACUGUUUCUAGCUGUCUUUGGAAUAUUAGGGGUAUUACUGAGGUAUGUUCUUGAAAUAUUGUUUGGGCCAGGAAAUGUGGGUGCUACAAGUGAUCAAAACUAUAUGUAUCUCGAUCUUCCUUCUAAUAUGGUUGGUUCAUUUUUAAUGGGUUGGUUUGGGGUGGUGUUCAAAGGAGACAUUUCCAAGCUUUCAGCUCAGUUGGCCAUUGGAUUGACAACAGGUUUUCUAGGAAGCCUUACUACGUUUAGUGGUUGGAACCAGAAGAUGCUUGAGUUGAGCGUAGAAGGUCGAUGGGUUUUUGCAAUACUUGGCAUUCUUAUAGGGUUGUUUCUUGUUGCUUACUCCAUUAUUUUUGGCAUUGAAACUGCAAAAGGUCUUCAAUGGGUUCUGAAAAGAACUGGAAACAAUAGAAAAUCAACAUUUGAAUGCUCUUGGAAGGUGAACAGUCCAAAACGUCAUUUGGUGGUCUCAGUAAUACUGCUUCUUACGUUGGCUUCUCUGUGGACUAUAUGUAUAGCACUCGAGAUAAGGAAGUUCAAAAAGGGAAACAGUGAAUCCCGGCUGUGGUUGGCAUGUCUUGUUGGACCAUUGGGUGUUUGGAUCAGGUGGUUCUUAGCUCGGUUAAAUGGCCGUGGUUUAGGAAAAUCAGGAUUGUUGAAAUGGGUACCCUUUGGAACCUUGAUUGCCAAUGUGUCUGCAGCUUCUGUCAUGGCUGGACUAGCAACCUUGAAGAAAGUCGUAAGCACAAAGGACUGUGAUACGUUUGUUGGAGGCGUCCAGUUCGGGCUGCUGGGGUGUCUUAGUACGGUUUCUACCUUUGUUGCUGAAUUUCACGCCAUGAGAGAAAGCAAACACCCUUGGAGAGCGUAUGCAUAUGCCCUGGCUACAAUACUCCCAUCUUUCAUCUUUGGGACUCUAUUAUACUCUGUGCCAGUGUGGAUAAAGGGAUUUUAAUUAACUGAGGGUUAAGCGGAGAACCUGAUUGAUAAGUUCCAGGCUUGUUGAUUCAGUCAUACAUAGUACUCCCUCCGUCCCAAAAAGUUUGUUACGUUUAGAAAAAACUGCGUCCCGUAAAGUCUGUUACAUUUCUAUUAAAAAACCACGUUUACC
This is a messenger RNA of Cuscuta campestris, 2113 nucleotides long. Lineage: Eukaryota; Viridiplantae; Streptophyta; Magnoliopsida; Solanales; Convolvulaceae. The record is from the annotation of a GenBank genome assembly.